UAAAAAUGAAAAAUAUGUCAAUAAAAAUGAAAAACUAGCUGAAUUUGAUACGAACACUAAAAACGGAACAGUUGAUAUAAACGAUUUAAAAAUACUAGAUGGCGUAAAGCAUGUUCACGGUAUUCUACGAAGAAGUGGUAAAACAGCGUACGGUGACUUUGGGGAUAAUUUCAACAACGAUAUCGAUGAAGAAAAGGAAAGAUGUUGGUUCUUAGAGAAGUUCGACCCUAGAUCGCUGAUAGGCAAAGUUGUGAGACGCAAGUGUGGUAGGCGAUCGAAUUUCGAUGCAAAAUUUGUUGUCGUCAUGACAAACGUAUUGAAUAAAUAUGUCGAUACCGAAUUCAGAUUCACUGGUGAAAUGACUGAGAUACUUCUGGAAAACAUCUUUGGUAAGAACACGGAUCUGAGAAACAAUAUCUUCGACGUGAACAAACUCCUUAUAUAUCUGAGGAAGUCUGUGGACCGUCAUAAAAUACACUCCCACAAGUAUGUGAUAACUCUGAAGGCCAGGCAAUGUCUCACACUAUCCAUCCCUGGUUGUUUCUGCAGAUCUGGAUACGUAGAAAGUUCCGGACAGUGCGUAAAACCGGAAGAUUGCGUCACCGAUGAAAAAUAUUUGCAAUAUUUAUCUAGAAUUGUAAUACUGUGACUAAAGUAAAGUGACCAGAAAUUAAAGUGAGCGCACGCGCCUACAAUAUAUCGACUUAAAAUAAACACGGCAUAACGUCGGAUUAUGAC
Pararge aegeria (speckled wood butterfly) is the source of this 738-nucleotide messenger RNA. RefSeq lists its product as uncharacterized. NCBI's taxonomy places the organism in Eukaryota, Metazoa, Arthropoda, Insecta, Lepidoptera, Nymphalidae. The record is from RefSeq and is a predicted model, not a curated record. The transcript is spliced from 3 exons. Bases 305 to 649 code for a protein of 114 amino acids.